Molecule: messenger RNA, 3209 nt
Organism: Urocitellus parryii (Arctic ground squirrel)
Lineage: Eukaryota; Metazoa; Chordata; Mammalia; Rodentia; Sciuridae
Gene: Fbxo7
Product: F-box protein 7
Biological process (GO): positive regulation of autophagy of mitochondrion
Molecular function (GO): protein kinase binding
Source: RefSeq, a predicted model, not a curated record
UUGGAUGCAAUUUUUAAAUUUUAUUUAUUUAUUUUUAUGUGUUGUUGAGGAUCCAACCCAGGGCCUCCAAGGUGCUAGGCGAGCCCUCCCAGCCCCUAUUGGAAGAAACUUUAUUCAAUUCUUAUGAAGACUUGGACAAUGGUUCUGAGAACACGGAUGAAAUUUGAUAAUCUCUCUCAUCUAAGUUGACCCUCUAAGUGUAGCCAGACUCCAGGAUGGCCCCCAGUGAUCCCAUCUAUGGCUAAUCAUGCCUUUGGCUUGAUCCUCUCACACUGAAGGGCUGAUUUGGCUAUGACAGAAGCAAUGGUGACUUGAGGCUAGCCCAUAAAAGACAUUGUGGCUUUUGUCUUGGUUUCUCUCGUGGGUCACUUGCUCUGAGGGAAGCCAGCUGCCAUGCUCUAGGGACACUCAAACAGCCAUCUGGGGUGAUGCAUGUGGUGAAAACAGGUCUCCGGCCAACAGUCCUGUGAGCGAGGCAUCUCAGAAGCUGAUCCUGCGGCCCAAGUUCCAAAUCUCAGAUGACAGCAGCCCUGGCCUACAUCUUCACCGUAAUCGCACGAGACCUGGAGACAGCACUAGACAGCCACACCACCCCCAAAUUCCUGAACUACAGAACCCGUGGGACAACAAACGUUUGCUGCUUCGAGCUAGUAAGAUCUGGGAGGCGACUGUCAAGCAGCAACAGAUGACUAACGCACGGUCCAACCGGAGCAGCGACCACGGUGUUUUACGUCCUGCAACAGGACACACCCGGAGCUGCACUCAACCUCACGCUUCUGAGAGCAGYGCCACGAGACACGGGGUAGGACCUGGUCCUCGGGGACUGGUGAGCGGUGCAGACCGCAGCAUCCUUUCCGGCGCCAACGUCCCUCCAGCCACAGCGCAGCAGAAGCUGGCGGACGGUCCCUAGCUGCGGCGGACUCUGCGCCUGCGCAGUGCGCUUCGCGGCCCAGACAGCGUCGUCGCGCGCCGAGCCAUCGAUCGCCGGGGCCCCGCGGCAGGCUGGCGGCGCGGGCUCCAGGGGGCGCCCUGCCUGGAGCGGCUGAGAGCGGACGUUCCAGAGACGCGGCGGGAGGAGCGGCCUGCGCCCGCUGCACCUGAGCACCCCCAGUCAGCGGCGGCGAUCGCCGCCGCCCAAAGCCCCGCGGCCGAAGCGGGACCGCCGCCGCCAUGAAGCUGCGAGUGCGGCUUGAGAAGCGGACCCGGCCGCUGGACGUGCCCGAGGCGGAGCCGACGCUGGGGCAGCUGCGCGCGCACCUGAGCCAGGCCCUGCUGCCCACCUUGGGGUACAGUUCUGAUACCCGAUUUGCAAUUACAUUGAACAACAAGGAUGCCCUCACUGGAGAUGAAGAGACCUUGGCUUCGUAUGGGAUUGUUUCUGGGGACUUGAUAUGUUUGAUUCUUGAAGAUGCCAUGCCAGCACCUAAUUUACCUUCAUCCACAGAUUCAGAGCAUUCCUCACUCCAGAAUAAUGACCAACCCUCUUUGGCCGCCAGCUCCAGUCAGGCCAGCGUACCUGAUGAACAACGGAAUGAUUCAUUCCAAGGACAGGCAGCCCAAUCUGAUGUCUGGAAUGACGACAGUAUGUCAGGGCCUAGUCAAGCCUUUGAAGCUGAGUCAACCCAAGAUGUCGUGGAUAUGGAGGAGGGCUCAGGCUUCUGUCCCUCAGAACCCAUGCUCUGCAGCGAAGCCACGGAAGGGCAGGUGCCACAUUCCUUAGAGACCUUGUACCAGUCAGCCAGUUGUUCUAAUGCCAGCGAUGCCUUGAUAGUGUUGGUCCAUCUCCUCAUGUUGGAGUCAGGGUACAUACCUCAGGGGACUGAAGCCAAAGCUGUGUCCAUGCCAGAGAAGUGGAAGUCCAGCGGUGUGUACAGGCUGCAGUACACACACCCUCUCUGCGAGGGUGGCUCUGCGGCACUCACCUGCGUGCCUUUGGGAAACCUGGUCAUCGUCAAUGCUACACUAAAAAUCAACAGUGAAAUUCGAAGUGUGAAAAGAUUGCAGCUGCUGCCAGAGUCCUUUAUUUGCACAGAGGAGCCAGGGGAAAAUGCAGCCAAAGUGUACAAAGACCUUCAGAAGCUGUCCCGCCUCUUCAAAGACCAGCUGGUGUACCCUCUUCUGGCUGUCACCAGGCAAGCCCUGAACCUUCCAGACGUGUUCGGGUUGGUGGUCCUCCCAUUGGAACUGAAGCUGCGGAUCUUCCGACUCCUGGAUGUUCGCUCUGUGUUGUGUCUGUCUGCAGUCUGUCGGGACCUCUUUAUUGCUUCAAGUGACCCGCUGCUGUGGAGGUGUCUGUACCUGCGAGACUUUCGAGAUAGUACUGUCAGAGCUCGAGACACAGAUUGGAAAGAAUUAUACAGGAAGAGGCACAAACAAAGAAAAGAAGCUCAGAGAGGGCGGCACGUGAUGUUCCUGCCGUCUUCGCCCUACCCCAUCCCAUUCUAUCCCAGUCCCUUGCACCCCUUCCAUCCCAGCUCCCUGCUUCCUCCAGGAAUCAUCGGUGGUGAAUACGACGAAAGACCAACACUGCCCUAUGUCGGGGACCCUAUCAAUUCACUCAUCCCGGGGCCCGGGGAGACACCUGGCCAGUUCCCUCCACUCAGACCACGUUUUGAUCCAAUUGGCCCACUUCCGGGACCAAACCCUAUCUUGCCAGGGCGAGGGGGGCCCAAUGACAGAUUUCCCUUCAGGCCCAGUAGAGGUCGGUCACCUGACAGCCGGCUGUCAUUCAUGUGAUGGUUUGCAAUCUCACUCUGAGGCUCGACUGGUUUUGUUUAUGUGUUUUAAAGCUGCAGAUGCCGUCUCCCUGGGGUGCCGAUCUCUAGUGCUGAUUCUGAACAUGUGGUGAGAGUUGCACUCCCAGAGCUUCUGUGGGUAUUGACAGCUUCAGGGGUGGUGUGGCCUGAAGGCUGCUCUGUGGAAAGGUUGGCCACAGGAAUAGUUGSCUGCUGAUUUCCCUGCUCUGGAUUCCUGUCUAGAAUGGAGUUGUUAUACUGAUAAUGUUGUGUAACAGAUUAAAAAACCAUCUAAGUUACAUGACUAUCUUGACUUCUUUUACAGAAAGAUAUAGAAUAAACAUUUAGAACAAGUGCACAGUGUUACUUGGAUAUUUUGAAAGUAUCAAAGAACCUACUGAGUUAAGCAGAUUAUUAUUGCAGGGAGUUUAUAUGUUUCUUUUCUUUUUCUUUUUUUAAAAUGGUCUUCCUUAA